CCGCCCCGCACGCGGCCGUUCGGCGUUUGGAGCGUGGCGGCGCGCGGGCCUGCGCGUUGAGGGGACGGCAGUGGGUCAGGCCUGGUCGCGCGGACCGCCGCCUCGGGCGCUGUGAGGGGCGCGCUGCCAUGCAGGAGCCGGGCAGCACCCCCCGUGCUGCUAUGGAGGAGGUGGGGGCGGGGCUGCAGGGCACCUGGCUGCAGAGGGUGACCCAGGAGUGGCCCCUGGACCCAGCCGCGCAGCCUGCGCCGCCCCUAGCGGUGGUGGCUGUGGAGCGGUACCUGGGCGGGGGUCCCGGAGCAGCUGCCUCGGCCCCCUUCUGCCCCCAGUACCACUACGACGUGACCCUGGCGGACGGCACCUGCCAGCGCCAGUGCUACCUGGUGCCCCCCCUGCACCGCCUGGUGCAGCGCGGUGCCCUGCGGGCCGGCUGCCAGGUGCGAGUCGUGCGCUGCUCCUACCUAUACGAUGAGCGGCAGCUGGGCCGCGGCUUCUUGUGCCUGGAGCAGCUGGAGGUGGUGGGCGACCUCCCGGCUGCAGCCCUGGGCUGGAGGGCGCCACCCGCCGAGAGCUGCCGGCUGCCCCUGAAGGGCGGGAGGAAGCAUUUCCUUCCCCUGUGGAACACCGACGACCCGUACGGCGACCUGUGGGUGGUCGAGCAGCCACCGGGCCAGGUUGACGUUGAGGCAUCCAAAUUAAUCUCCCUUGGUCAUCUGGAAAUGAGCUGGAGAAGCAGAAUUCACUUCCCUCCCUUGCUUGUGAGAGUCAUGCACAAAUCUAGACUAAGGUACUAUGGGAAACCUGACAAAAGCCUGGACGUUCCAUAUCAGGCUUAUUUUGAAGUUGCUGACAGUUCAGGCAUGAUAUCAGUGGUUUUGUGGAAUUCCUUAUGUCCUGAAUGGUAUAACAGUAUAAAGGUUGGCACAGUGCUUCUACUUGAACAGUAUGCUGUCAAAACCAGUUAUGCAUGUAAAACACAGCCAACCCCAAGGGAUUCGCAGAUGAAGAGAUUUGCUACAAUUGAAAUCAGCCUGAAUUUUCGAGAUCCUCCAACUAAAAUUACUGUUAUUCCCGAAUCAGUGGUUAAACCGGAAUGGAGAUUACCUGAAGUUAAAUACCGGUUUAUAACUAGGUCUGAACUGGAUGACUUACCGAACAGUCAUUCCUGUGAUAUAAUUGGCCUUGUGACAUUUGUGGGACGGACUGAACGGACAAAAAAGAAAGGACAUGGUGAAGAUUUUUGGACAAGCCGCUGGGUACAUGUUAUUGAUGGGACCUCACAUCAGCCAUUAAUAAUGGAAUUGUUUGCCACAUCUCAGCCAGAUGUGUUUGAACGUAUUCACCCAAUGAUGUACUUAGUGUGUACACAGAUGAGAGUGGUACGAAACAUCACUGAACAUCCUUUAACCAUUUAUCUUACAACAUCGAAUGAGAGUCAGAUAUUCAUUACAGGGUGGCACAAAGGUCAACCAUAUACAAAGGAUAUCAAAGUGAAAAGCUUUAUUAGGUGGAUUAACACUCAAAACGAAGAUGAUCAUAUGAAAAAAACUGUCAUUGGUGGAUAUUACCCUUUUCCACCAUUGCCAAAUACCUUUCUGGAAUACUGUCAAAACAAAAGAAGUAUAAAUAAAGUUGAAUCAGUCUUGAAAACCAUAAGUGAAAUGGAGAGGGAGCUUGAAGACUUGCACUACAGGGAGCACAGGCGCAUCGCUAUUCAGGGAAUAAUUAGUGUUAUAAGAUAUGUCAGCUGUAGCAGUGCAGCUCAAGAUGCCUCAGGAGUGGAACCAGUUCAGCCACCAUCUAAGACUACUGUAAAGCAUUCUAAGAAGUCCGUAGAGGAUCGUGUUAACAAGGGGAAAGACAGAAAAUGUGAAGACAAAGAAGAUCCCAGUUCACGGUGUGCUCCCCUUGAACAGCAUCACCAUGCAGCUGUGUUAACCAGAAAGAGCGCAGUCAAGAGAAAGAUCAUACAUUGUCUAGACUUUGAACAGAAAAGGGACCUUGCUGUUCCUGUGUCUUCAUGCCCAUAUUUCACAAGAUCUGCAAGGAAAAAAGGCUGCUUGGAUGAAUUUCUCCAAGAAGAUUCUAUGUCUGAAAACGUUAGACUGGCUGUGCCGGAUGCUUCAGAGUCCUGUACUGACAAGGAAGGAACGAAUGACACGCCUGAAAUAGAAGAGAUGGGAAGGACUUGUGAUUCUUGGCAAAGUGAUCUGUGGACACGGGUGAAAGACAGAUUAACAGAACACUUGCAUCACAGCACUGUAUUCCCAGAAAGCAUCCCACAUACAUUUGAUUAUAUGCACCAAGAUUUCCUUUUGCAGCAAUGCAACCUUCAUCCAGCAAAGCAUAAACCAGAAGAAUACAAAACAAAUAUGGAAAGCCAUGAUUUUAGCAGCACUGGCCAUUAUGAAGUGACAAUACUGGGUAUAAACCGUGAUGUAGCUAUUGAUAUUGCAUUCUUACCUCUACUUUGUCCUGAAUAUCCCCAUUUAUUUCAAAUGGAGAAUAUUCAGAAUGAUACAUUAUUAUCCUGUAUGAAUUGCAUCUCUGUGCAGCAGCAGGAGACCACCAUCAAUGAGAGGCCUUGUGACGUUUUUCCACUUUCAGAUGAAAUUGUAAAAGCGGCAACUGACCUAGACAAACAGCGUGUCAUCUGUAUCUUGGACAUUUGUCAUUUGGGUGAAGAUAAAGUAGAAGUCUUUCUGAGCAAAAUCUAUAGGAUAACGGAGCCUGAUGUGGUAACCCCUGUGUAAUCUAAAAAAUAAGUUAUUUUGAUGUUUGUCAGAGUUAAGCAUUAAAAGUAUUAUGAUGUCUUAUGACAGAACGUUUGUAAUGAUAGUCAAACUAUUACAAAGGAAAGCUUGGUCCUUUGUCUCUGAAAGCGUUAGAAAGUGUUACAAACACGGUUGGUUGCUGUUGCUUUUUAAUAUACUGCAUUGGAUGAAUCAACAUCUGUCAGCACCCAACUGACAGAUUUAUUUUUGUUUAUAUGUAUACAUUCGACAAUUAAGCAAACAGACUGGCUGAGUAAUGGAAUAUUGAAACGCAUUCUGUCUGCUUUCAAUGGGACUGGUUUGCACAUAUGCAGCAGAAGAAUUUAGUUUUAAAGCACCCAAGUGAUUGUCCAUAGCUCAUUGGACCCUACCAUCAUUGCUGUGUGGCAGCUUGUGGGCUUGCUCGCGUGCAAUGUUCUCAGUUUAACUCCAGGAGAAGAAGUUGCUGUGACACAAACUGACCAUGUGAAUUGCCCCAUUGCUUGUUGUUUUGGUUUGGUAGAGCCCAAGAAGCUAAUUUGGGUGUGAAACAGAAUUAUGCUUUAUUCUGUGGAAAACAGAUUUUAGAGAGAGGUUGGCUAGCUGGUAGGGAGAAACAUUCCCUGCUGCCAACAACUUUUCUGUGGAUAGACAACUUCGAUCUUCAGUGGUUUCAGUUCUGCUGUCUAAUAUAAAUUACUUUAAAUAAACAAGGAGUGACUUCUCUGUAUUUAGUAUAUUAUAAUCUGGUAACUAGAUGUGCACUUAAUAUGUUGUGAUGGAUAUCUACAUACCUGGGGCACCAGGUCUAAGUUUGAAAAUGUUGUCAGUGUACUUAGAGAAUCAUCCCUGCUACAGGUAUGUGUUACAGUUUUUUAAAAAUCUGCUAACUGUUGUUUGUGAGUAAAAGUUAUUUAGGUAGACCACGUAUCUCUUUUCUUUCUGUUUUGCAUUUUAUAUUUUAAGUACAAGAUAUAAUGUAGGCUCUAGGGCUAAGAAAGAGACUAGCCUCCAAACUGAGCCAUGCAGAUUUUUUUUGUACAGAGUUGCCGUAUUUUGAGUAGUUCUCAUAACCCCCUUUUGAUGCAGUAUAGCCCAGGAAAGUGCUGCAUGGUUCUUAAAGUAUUGUGCUAUUCAAAAAGGCUCAGACCAAAAUAAAAACACAGUGUACUAUAGGUUAGCAAAAAACUAUUUUGUAAAGGCUCCUUUUUGUUUCACUAUUCAUUUCAUACAGUGUUGCUAAUGUUAAGAAACUAAAGUCAUAUCCAUCAUGAAACUCGUUUAAAAUCAAAAUGCUUUGUCAUAUCUCUCAUACCCCUGGAUCACACAGGGCUUUGUAGAACCUCUGCAUAUUGAAGGAAUAAUUUUUUCACUGCUGAAAUAAAGCUACUGCUGAGUUUAAAUGUCACUGGAGCCUUGUGUAUAUUCCCUGCCUGUGUUCCUAACUCUAACUUUUAUUUUACUUUUAUAAAUGUUUCUAAUUUUCAUAGUUGCAGAGAAAACCAAGGAAAUAUGAAUUGAAUACAGACCUGGUGCUGGGAAACCUCUGUGCAGAGUGCCCAAAUUCAUCUUAAUAUGGACUGUUAAUUCUCAAACCUAAAGAUUAAAAUUAUUUCUGGCAUAUUAGAACUUACAAAUGAGGACAGCCAAAAUAAAAUGAAUUAAUUAUCAAAUAAACCAUCACCUAUAUUAUUAUUAUUAAUUUUUGUAGAUAAUUGAAUGAGGCAAUCUUUUUUUUUUAAAUGCAGCUACUGCAUUUAAACUACUGAAAUUACUGCAAUGUUCCAAAAAUUUCCACCACAGCAAUUCACUUUACCAGAGAAUUUAGGCCCAGCUUGUCUCCAGUGAUAUAAAACCUCUGGUAUUGCAGCUGUCCGAAGCAUACACACCAGGUUUUUUUUUUUUUUCCAGAAUAAACUGAAAAGUCAAAUUCUUGUUUUGUUUCUUUUUUCUUUAUUUGCAACAAGUUCAGGUUCUCUGUAUUUUCAUCACCUCCUUUUUCUAACUUUGACCACUCUUAAAAAAACAUUGUUAACCUGUUUCUACAUACAGUUGAGUCCUAUUGAGGCAGUCCCUUUGUGGAAAAAUAUAUACACCUCAACAUGCUUCCCAGUGUAUGUAUCAAUGCAGUUACAAUCAAUAUUUUAUGUGUGGGCUUCGAGGGGAGCGGGUGGCUACCUGUAUCCUCCUUUUUACAGGCAAUAUUCCACCAUCCCAUAUUGGCUUCAAAAGGAGUUGCAAGGAUUUUUUUGGAAAGCAGAAUUGGUGAGAAUCCUCCUGUGUUGGGAAGUAGAAAACAGGAGGUAAGACAAGCCACGCCCCCGAAUGAAUUGAAGGACUAAUCUUAUACACUCCAUAGUUUAGUAGAGAGUCUGGUAUGCUGAUAAACCAGAUAAACCUUCAAAUACGUUUGAAAGGGGACAUGGGAACAUGUGAUGCAAGCAAAGUCUAAUUGUGUGGGUUGUUUUUAAAAACUUCAGCCUUCUACAUCAGAGGUGUGCCCUGUUUUGUGCAACCAGAUCUACGUAGUUAUACCUGUGCAAGUUCAAUAUAGACACGCCCUGGUUCUCAAACAGAAUGACUCAAGACGAGGAAGGACUCCUAAGAAGAGCACAUACUUUGCUUAAUUCUUUCAGGGCACACGGCUAGAAAAACUAAGCAGGAUAUGUCUUUUUAAACUGAAUUUUCUCUUGCUCUAUUUUCUAUAUCUCUUUUUAACAAGCCUGCUUAUUUUGACGUGAGAUACCUGUGAGAUAUCCUUGAAGGAAAGAAAAUCUUCUGACCUUUUGUAAAAGAUAUUUGAGAUGGAAUAGGAGCCUACUGGGUUGCUGAUGGACUGCAGUCGCAGCUAGAAUCUGCAUGGAAAUGACAAGAGAGGGUGGACCUUAAGGAGCGGCAGAAGCACAGGACCAAAGGUUACAUACAGUCUUCCAAGUGCUCGGGAGUCCGUGGGUUAUGCAACUAAAAGCAGGUGUGUUAUCUCCCCCUUCCCCAUAUGAGCCAGGUGUAAUAGAGCUGAUGCACUGAGGACUUCAUAGCCAUGGGUGAUGUCAGUUACCGACCUGCGACUGAAAUUUCAAACGACCGAGGGAACCAGAAGACUCAUAAUGGCCAUCGGUAUUUGAAAAUAUCUACAAACAAUAUUAGAUUUUAUGCUUAAAUGAAUAAGCAAUGAAGCAGAAAUGCAGCCCUUCCUGUUUCCUGAUUUUUAUUACUAUUUUAUUUAAAGUUGUAGACUGUUCCAGCGAAUGCUUAUGUGAAUCUGUUCUACUUCAACCCUACGAACAACAGCACUGUGACUGACGAAUGUGAAUGUGGCCUGUAUGGAUUAAACUCUUCUCUGACUAGGGCUCAGGGGCUAGUGGGCAUUCCUAAAUCUGCUGAUCUUCAAGCCUGCGAUUACAACACAGAGUUCACUGUCACAGAAACACCCUGGAUAGCACUGAUCGAAAGAGGCAAUUGCACUUUUGCAGAAGAGAUGAAAUUGGCAACCAGAAGGGGUGCUGAAGCUGUUGUGAUCUACAAUGCCCCAAACUGUGGCAAUUACACCAUCCCCAUGUCACACAUUGGUGAGUACUCCAGCAAUCAACUUGGGGAGCCUGGUUAACUUCUGUCUAUGUUAGGAUGCCAUUAUAGACAGCCAGAGAUGAUAAUACUGAAGUUACUGAUGUGUUAAUCUGCUGUUCUUGUGUUACUUACUUGUUA
This is a messenger RNA of Alligator mississippiensis (American alligator), 6458 nucleotides long. RefSeq names its product RPA-related protein RADX. The transcript is spliced from 15 exons. Gene Ontology annotation, biological process: regulation of DNA repair. The coding region runs from base 129 to 2753 and encodes 874 amino acids. Gene Ontology annotation, cellular component: replication fork. NCBI's taxonomy places the organism in Eukaryota, Metazoa, Chordata, Crocodylia, Alligatoridae. Gene Ontology annotation, molecular function: single-stranded DNA binding. The record is from RefSeq and is a predicted model, not a curated record.